AUGACGAUCUGGCUCGAGCACCAGUCGUCCAAGGAAGCAGGCGGGAUCUACCUUUUCCAGGACCGGGCCAGCGCAGAGGCCUACCUCGUGAUGCACGCGCAGCGCCUGAAGGGCUUCGGGAUCCCCGAGGUUAACGCCAAGAUCUUCGACGUGAACGAGGCGCUGAGUGAUGUCACCAAGGCGGUGCUGACGGCCGGCGGCGGCGGCCGCGGCCGGGGCGGCGCCUGA
This is a messenger RNA of Monoraphidium neglectum, 228 nucleotides long. Its product is annotated as Protein ydhR. The coding region runs from base 1 to 228 and encodes 75 amino acids. NCBI's taxonomy places the organism in Eukaryota, Viridiplantae, Chlorophyta, Chlorophyceae, Sphaeropleales, Selenastraceae. The record is from RefSeq and is a predicted model, not a curated record. The transcript is spliced from 2 exons.